GGCGAAGGCUAGACAAGGUAUAUCACCGAGGGAGCGCAACCAAAUUAAUUAAGCAAGGUAGCUUCAUUCCCGCGGCCGGCCCCCUGCAGACGCCGUCCAAUGAAGCAAUCCUUCCUCCUGCAUCGCACUCCAAACAACCCUGAAUCCACACACUAUAUAUGUGCACGAACACCGGCUUCCUCUCAAAUCAACUCGACCACACCUGCAACUGAUCAAUCGACACCUGAUAGUGAUCAUAGCCUGAGCACCUGAUCACCGGUCAGUGAUCGACCACCUGCAGCCAUGGCCGCCGCCGCUGCUGCCGCCACCUCGCCGCGCAACUACACCGACUUCGUUCCGCCGCACCAGCUGGUCGAGGAGGCCGGCAAGAAGGUCCUUCAAAUCAACCUAUCUGCCGCAGGGUUCAAGAAGGAGCAGCUGAGAGUGCAGAUCGACAACCACGGGAAGCUGCGGAUAAGCGGCGAGCGGCAGGUCUCCGGCAACCGGUGGAGCCGCUUCCACAAGGAUUUCCAGGUCCCCGAUGACUGCAACGCCGGCGACGUCCGCGCCAGGUUCGACUCCAGGGACCGCGUCCUCCACAUCACCAUGCCCAAGCUGUCGCCGGCGGAAGAGGAGCCCAAGGCCGCCGCCGCCGCCGCACCCGCCGAUCAUGGCGCCGCGCAGGCGCAGCAAACCGCUGCACCAGCAGAUCAAGAGAAGGAGGACAAGGAAGAAGAAGAUGACGAUGGCGCGGCCAACGACGGGGCGGCGGCGGGUGGCACCGCCUUGGUGACCGGCCGGAGGAAGACGCCGUGGAGGGUGGUCCUCGCCGUCGUGCUGGCGUUGGUGGCCGCCGCCGGCUUCUACGCCAAGUACAGGCUGAUGAUGGAUCCGUCGGCGGCGGACGGCGGACAUGGUCUCAUCGGCUUCUCCGACCAUUGAUCGCCAUGCGCGUCUGACACACUGAAGUGAUCCUGCAUGCGUGAGCCCCCCUGAACGACGACGUGCAAGUUUCGGAAGCCUGCACGUAGCUUACACGUUCGAUACCUUCACCUUGUACAUAUUGCUACCUAUUGCCAACGUUUCCUUUCGGAAUACGUGUGGAAACGCAAGUGUUCUGUGCACGCAAAUUAUAACCGAAACAAAUUUGAUUUGCAGUUAAUUGUAUCUAUGAUCGAUCUCUGCAGCCUAUACAAGUGGUAAUUUCUACAUCA
Messenger RNA from Oryza sativa Japonica Group (Japanese rice), 1193 nucleotides. Its product is annotated as inactive protein RESTRICTED TEV MOVEMENT 2. The record is from RefSeq and is a predicted model, not a curated record. Lineage: Eukaryota; Viridiplantae; Streptophyta; Magnoliopsida; Poales; Poaceae.